AUGGACUCCAACAACAAAAACUACUCUCCGUCCUCUUCCUCCUCCACAUCCUCCACUCCCCACCCCACCACCGCCACCGCCACCAACACCACCGACCCAGUGCAAUCCUGGUGGGAAUCAGUAUCGAAAGCCCGUUCGCGCAUCCUCUCACUGUCUUCAAUCCUACCUUCUCAUCCUUCUUCGUCUUCGUUCUCGCUUUCCUCUCUCGCUGACUCCGACCGCCCUGCCAUUUCCUUCCUCUCUUCACCAGACGCUUACUCUUUCAUCUCCUCUUCGCUUUCCUCUCCUUAUUCCGGCUCUGGCUCCGAUCCCCUCUGCCAGUGGCUUUAUGAUACUUACCUUUCCUCUGAUCCUAACCUCCGUCUUAUUGUCCUCUCUUUCCUUCCUCUUCUCACUGGCAUUUAUCUCUCCCGGAUCCAUUCUUCUGAUUCCUCUUCAGCUCCUUCCCUAGCUGGCUUCGAAGCUGUUCUUCUUGCCAUCUAUUCGUCUGACGUCAAAUCUCGUGCGGGAAAGCCUGUUGUCGUUCAGAUUCCUCAUCUUUCUAACCCUUCUCUUUAUCAUACUCCUCGAAACAGGCUCCAUAAAUCUCAGGCUCAGUCUCCUUCUGCUGGGGUUUUGUCUCCCCCUCUUGAGCCCCAGGUCGCUGUUAAGUCUACGAAAAGGCCUGUCAUUGUUGGUGUCGCUUUGGACUGUUACUUUAAGCACAUUUCGCAGAUGCCCACUUGGUCUAAAGUCGAAUUGUGCCGGUUUGCGGCCGCCUGGGCUGGACAGGACUGUGCUUGUCAAGAUAAAUUUGACGAAUAUGAUGAUGCUGAUUAUUUUGUUGAGGGAAGGAAUGUAAUGAUAAGCAAUAAUGAGACUGAAGACAACUCGGGGAUCACUGAGUCUGAGUCUAAGGGAGUGAGGAUUCCGCUGCCUUGGGAGAUUUUGCAGCCAUUGUUGAGGAUUUUGGGGCAUUGUUUGUUGGGACCAUUGAACACGCAAGAUGUUAAGGAUGCUGCAUCUGUUGCUGUAAGGAGGUUGUAUGCUAGAGGGUCUCAUGAUUUGGUUCCACAGGCGAUUUUAGCCACUAGGAGUCUAAUCCAGCUUGAUAAGAGAACGCGUGAGGCUGCAAAGGCAGCCGCUGUAAAUACUUCUUCAAAUGCUAACACCCCUGCCAAAGCUAAGAAGCCUGAAAUUCUCUUAGUCUCAAAGUGA
This is a messenger RNA of Dovyalis caffra, 1197 nucleotides long. NCBI's taxonomy places the organism in Eukaryota, Viridiplantae, Streptophyta, Magnoliopsida, Malpighiales, Salicaceae. The record is from the annotation of a GenBank genome assembly.